Coffea arabica (coffee) is the source of this 781-nucleotide messenger RNA. Its product is annotated as calcium-binding protein KRP1-like. NCBI's taxonomy places the organism in Eukaryota, Viridiplantae, Streptophyta, Magnoliopsida, Gentianales, Rubiaceae. The record is from RefSeq and is a predicted model, not a curated record. Gene Ontology annotation, molecular function: calcium ion binding.
CGUUUGCUUGUUUGAUAUUGGAGCUUUUAACAUAAUUCCGAUGGAUGCUAGAAGUCCAACGACAAUUCAUUUUGAAGAUCUGUUGCCUACUAUGGCCGAUAAGCUAGGAGGUGAGGGAUUGAUCAAAGAGCUAUGUAAUGGAUUUCAGCUGCUCAUGGACGGUAAAAAGGGCUUGAUCACCUUUGACAGCCUCAAGAAAAAAUCUGCUCUUCUUGGAUUGCAAGAUUUCCAGGACGAGGAGAUCAAAAGCAUGAUUAAAGAGGGAGAUUUGGACGGUGAUGGUGCACUUAACCAGCUGGAGUUUUGCAUGUUGAUGUUCAGGUUGAGUCCUGAGCUAACGGGUGGUGCUGGAAGAUUGCUAGAAGAAGCCUUUCCACAGAUUUGAUGCGAUGAUUGCUCCUUUUGAGCACUUUUUCUUUCUUUUGCUUUUAUGUUUGGAAAUUGUCCGACUGCUGAGGAAGGAUUGGUAAUUGAUUGAAAGAUUAGACGAGUGGAGAAGUGAAGAUGAUGGAUUCCUUGUUCAACACCAUGUCAUGUCUCCAUGCCCGUUAAAGCCAUAAAGCUUGCGCCUAACAUGAUUGAUAUUCCUGCUUUUUCUUGCUUACUUUUCGUGAAUGUUUCUAGCAUGGAGAAACCAUUGACCAACGCCAUAAUUUUGCUCUGGACCAUAUGCCACCCUAGAUUACCUACUGAAAAAAAAAAAAGUUACGAUUGACUUCAAGUGUAAAACUAUGCUGAGAGAUGAUUUUUUUUUUUUUAUAAAUAAAAUUUGUAAUGUAUA